Messenger RNA from Gongylonema pulchrum, 345 nucleotides. Lineage: Eukaryota; Metazoa; Nematoda; Chromadorea; Rhabditida; Gongylonematidae. The record is from the annotation of a GenBank genome assembly.
AUGGGAACCCUUGGAUUUUUCAAUUUUGACGAAAUUUGUUUGGUGCAGGACUUUGACCAGGAAGCGGCUGAUGUUUCGCCAUCGAUACUGUAUGCAACAAUUAACGAGGGUGUCAAAUUCAAGGAUCAUGAUACGGAGAGCGCACGGAUGCCAUCACCGCUUUCAUCCGGUUCGGAACCGAAAAAGAAGUCAUCUGGUGAAGAUGACUUUGAGCUGCAAGCGAAAAAAAGUCUUUCACUGCGCAACCGGAAGUUAUCAUUUGCGGGCUUGAGCAGUCGGGUAUGCUUCUUAUUUAGAAUUUUCUUACGAUCAUUUAACAGUGUUACUGCGUAUUCAGUAAUUUAG